UAAGGAGUGAAACUCAGACUGGAGCAUUUUUAAGAAGCUCUCCUGAGAGGGAGGGGGGGGUGUUUUGGUCGCGGGGUAUUUUCCCCAAAUAGCAGAGCAGGGGUUAAUAAUCCCUCAUUUCUCGCGCACCUCUGUGGCAUCAGUACGCGGAAUUUCCAGUAUGCAUGAACACAAACUGGGAGCUGCUGUCUCCGGACCCAGCGCAACUUUCUGACUCAACUUCACGCUUUUUCUUUUUUCACAACACCUGACGGAUGUUUAUCAGAAAAUAUUGCAUUUAUCACCGCAGUGGAGCCGUUUAAACCGGUGAGGGAGGGGGAAGACUGCCCCUUGCAGAAAAUAAAAUGUGAGGUAUGUGAACCGCGUCCUGCUGCACGAGCCGCUUCAGUCCCGCUGACGACGUGACACCACUUCAUCUUGGAGCCGAAAACCUGAAUCAUCAUGGACAUGAUGAACUUUAGGAUUCACUGCAUUCUAGUGUUCUUCACUUUGUAUGUGCACGAGGGAUUAUCAAGGGAUUAUGAAGCAAACCUUGGAGCAAAUAUUCUUUUACAGAGAGUAAGACGUCAAAGCAAACCAACAAAACCAGUGCUGAAGGUGACGGACUACCAUGUGAGGUGUUCAGUGGUGUCCCGGUACGCUGUGACCACAGUGCAGAGUUCAGUGUGGAACCAGCUCCCCGUCACUAAGGAGGCUGCCUUCGAGGUGGACCUGCCCUCCUCUGCCUUCAUCUCCAACUUCACCAUCACCUCCAAUGGCAAGGUGUAUGUGGCCCAGGUGAAGGAAAGAGCUGCUGCCAGGAAAAUUUACGAUGUUGCUAAGAAGCAAGGAAAAACAGCCGGACUUGUUGCUACCAAAGAGAGAGAGAUUGAGAAGUUUCGUGUGGCGGUGAGCGUGCCGUCAGGAGCUCGGGUGUCCUUCUCUCUGUCCUACGAGGAGCUGUUGCCUCGUCGACUGGGCCGCUAUGAGCUCAGUUUGGGUCUGAGGCCGGGACAGCUUGUGCAGAACCUCACGCUAGACAUCAGUAUAACGGAGCGGACGGGCAUCAGUUUCAUCAAAGCCUUUCCUCUCAAGACGAGCCGGCUGCUCUCCAACACUGCUCAAGGUGAUGCAGUCGCUCCUGCCUCCACUCAUGUGGAGCAGAACGCUAACUGUGCUCGAGUUCGCUACAGUCCAACUCUACAACAGCAGAACAGCAUCUCGUCCAAAGGUCUUAAUGCAGACUUCAUCAUCCAGUAUGACGUGGACCUCAGAGACCUCAUGGGUGAAGUCCAGGUGUAUGAUGGCUAUUUUGUGCACUACUUUGCACCCAGAGGACUUCCUGUGGUUCCUAAGGAUGUUAUAUUUGUCAUCGAUGUUAGUGGCUCAAUGAUAGGCACUAAGAUAAAACAGACCAAGCAGGCCAUGGGCACCAUUCUCGGGGACCUCAGAGAGGGAGACCACUUCAAUAUCAUUACCUUCUCAGACAAAGUUCACACCUGGAAGAGAGGACGAACAGUCCGGGCGACUCGGCAGAAUGUACGAGACGCCAAAGACUUUGUGAAGAGGAUCAUUGCAGAAGGAUGGACCAAUAUCAAUGCAGCUCUGCUUUCAGCUGCCCAGCUCGUCAACCCUCCAUCCUCUGCCUCUCCCGAUCACCUCUCAUCCCGUCGUGUCCCUCUGGUCAUUUUCCUAACUGAUGGGGAAGCAACCAUCGGAGUAACGGCUGGAGACACCAUCCUUAACAACGCCAAGAAAGCUCUGGGCUCCUCCUCUCUGUUUGGCCUUGCCUUUGGCGACGAUGCAGACUUCCUCCUCAUGAAACGCCUGGCUCUGGAUAACCGAGGCGUGGCGAGGAUGGUGUAUGAGGAUGCAGACGCAGCCUUGCAGCUGAAGGGCUUCUAUGACGAAGUAGCCAGCCCUUUGCUUUCAGACGUCCAGCUGUCGUACCUGGACGAUCAGGCGUUCGACAUCACCCGCUCCAUGUUCCCGAAUUACUUCCAAGGCUCAGAGUUGGUGGUGGCCGGAAGGGUCAAACCAGGGGUCAAGGAUUUUAAGGUGUCAAUGUCCGCCACUGAUUCUAAGCAACGUGUCAAGUUGGAGAACGAUGUGUUGAUUUCUCAUGUAAAGGGGAACGGGAGUGCAGAUUCACUAGACUGCUCCGCAGGCUUGGAAGGAAUCUCCAGCUUUGUGCACCGUCUCUGGGCGUAUUUCACCAUCAAGGAGCUGCUGCUGGCCAAACUGAACGCUACUGACCCUGCAACUCAAAGGUUACUAGCAGACAAGGCCACCAACCUAUCCCUCAAAUAUAACUUUGUAACACCAGUCACUUCUUUAGUUGUGGUUAAGCCCGAUGCAGAUGAAGCUGCUCAAACUCCAACCACCGCAAAACCCACCACUGCAGCCACUAUAACCACAACGACUACUGCCGCUGCGAAGACGCCCAGCUCACCGUCCAACUCCAGGCCUAACAAAAAACCAGACCUUCCUCUGCCACCUCCAAAGCAAACUAAAAAAACACCAACUUCCACAGCCAAAGCAGGAGUUUCACCAUCUAAAAAAAACACAACAACGUCAAGUCCCAGCUCUGUCAAAACUGCCCCAGCUCCAUUCUCUGGUAAAAAGACGACUGCUUCCCAAAAUGAAUCUAAAACUGCCUCUCCUCUUCCUCCUCCUCCUCCUCCUCCUCCUCCUGCUGGUAAGAUACCCACCUCUCUGCUUAAUGCUCUAAAACCAGCUCCACCCCCUGCACCUGGAAAAGUCUCUACCCCGCAGCCCAACAGCCUGAAAACCACCACAACCACCACGAUGUUAACAUUCACCACCAGUACCACACCUCCGCUCGGCUCGGUCACAACCGACCCUGCACCCCUGCCUGGGAGACCCCUUACCCCACAGUCCAGCACAGUGAGCACAGCCCUGCCUUCAGUCAAAGGGACUGUGCCCUCCACAGAGGCCGAGCACAGCUUCACACCUGCUCCACAUGUGCCUGAAACCACCACCGCCGUGCCCCAGCUGUCGUCCGUCACCUCUCCCACACCGGUCCCGGCCCCGACUGUGGACGACAACAACACAGACCUGAGCAUCGCCACCUUUGUGUCGGCCACCUUUGCUCCCAUGCCUGGCGUAACAGAUGGGCCCCGUCUGUGGGAAGCAGCAGGGCUUCUGGAUGUCUCUACUUUCAUUCAGAGGAAAGAUAUCGACCUUGUGAAAGACUAUGAUGCAACCUAUGACUACGACUACGACCUCAGCUAUGAUGCCUGGGAUGAAACUGCAGACACGGGAUCAUAUGAUAGUGCUCCGUCCCGAUUGAGCACCGUCCGGGUCUUCUCCUCAUCAGUUGAUGGAGAUCCUCACUUUGUGGUCCAGCUACCAAAGCUGCAUCAGAACCUGUGUUUCACAGUAGACGGCAGAGCCAGUGAUGUUCUCAGGCUGUUAGAGGACCCAGAGAGAGGGAUAAUUGUCGACGGCCACCUAAUGGGAGCUCCCUCCAAGCACGGCGUAGAGGACCGCCCCCGGACCUACUUCGACCGGCUCACCGUUUCCUCAGCCACAGGCGGCUCCGGUGACAUCAUGAUCACCCUCUCGCUGGACGCCGUAGUGGUGGAAGGGGAAGGGCGGGAUAAACUUCCCAUCAAUCAGCAGGGGUCGGUGACGAGGCAGGGUGUGACGGUCACCGUGGACAACCAUUGGAGCUGCUGGAUCGAGCUGGCGAGGGAUGUGCGCUUCCUGGUUAUGUUCCAUCACUAUAAACACCCCAGCUACCUGCAGAUGGCUCACCUGGGUUUUUACAUCACAGAUGGGCGGGGCUUGUCUGCUUCAACCCAAGGCCUGCUGGGCCAGUUUCAGCACGCGGACAUGAGUGUCUCAGCGGUGAAGGAUUAUCUGGAUGAAAGUGCUCACAAUGAGGCAAUUUCAGCCAGGGGGAUCCUGAGGUGGGGAUCCGAGCAUAUGCCGGUCACCUUGCAGGACAAGACGCUGAAAGACACGGUGCGGAAACGCCACACGGGAAAGUGUUGGGUGGUGCCCAAGGCAGAGAUAGAGAGACUACUGGGUCAUCCAUACGAGAGCUACGUGGUGGAUCAUGUGUAAUCCUAGCCGAGUCUGCUCCGCCUCGGCUGCACAGCUCAGGUCACAGCGAUUAUCGUGGCGUGGCUUUUUUGGACAAAGGAUGAGCAAAGAAACUGGGACUCCGGGAGGCUGAAAUGACAAGUUGCAACACAUUGUCUACUAUUCUGUGAGGAGCAGUGUGGGACACAGGUGUGGUUAUAAAAGAGGAAAUGAGAGGGGAAGAGGUUAGAGAAGGAAGUACGGUUUGGCAAAUAUAGUGAAGGACUGAACCAUGCUGUUGUCCUCCCUCAGGUCAUUUGACUUGGAUUGAAGCUCCGUGUAUCUAUGACAGAGACGCCACGUUCUCCUGUUCGCAUGGCAACCGCAAAAUGUCCUUUUGUGCUGCGUCUCCAAAAUGUCUCGGACGCCAACUCCGCUCACGACUCGGAAUUAUUCUUAUAUUUCAUCGUGGAUUAAUUAUUAGGCAACAGCCAGAUUCUUGUAAUUAUUAAAACUGUAUCAAUAUGUAAGUUGUAUUUGUGUGUGUGUGUGUGUGUGUGUGUGUGUGUGUGUGUGUGUGUGUGUGUGUACGGAUUCCAUCUUCAAGAAGACACACAAAACAAAAUCAGGGUCUUUCCAGGUUUGCCAUGUGCUUUUUAUUUUUCUAUCAUUUCAUUCAUAGUUUAAUUCAUUUUAUUUGUUACACAAGACAUUAGGCAUUGCUCACAUACUAGUGAUCAAACAAGGACAGUAAGUUUUCUACUACUCAGCCUUUAACUAUUUCUUUUGUCAAUUUUAAGGGAUAUUGUCAAUAGUGGUUU
This is a messenger RNA of Cottoperca gobio, 4850 nucleotides long. It is a transcript of the gene itih6, whose product is annotated as inter-alpha-trypsin inhibitor heavy chain family member 6. NCBI's taxonomy places the organism in Eukaryota, Metazoa, Chordata, Actinopteri, Perciformes, Bovichtidae. The record is from RefSeq and is a predicted model, not a curated record. Gene Ontology annotation, biological process: hyaluronan metabolic process. Gene Ontology annotation, molecular function: serine-type endopeptidase inhibitor activity.